This is a messenger RNA of Geodia barretti, 1609 nucleotides long. The record is from the annotation of a GenBank genome assembly. Lineage: Eukaryota; Metazoa; Porifera; Demospongiae; Tetractinellida; Geodiidae.
AAUAGAGGGUGUGGUCUCGUAGCUGAGAGGCUGGCUUUGGAGCAAAAAGCAUUGGGGUUUAGACCAUUUGGGUUCUCGAUCUGGAGGGCCUGCAGGAAGGCUUGGUUGCGGGACCAGUGGAUGUGAUCCAUAUGUGAUGUUGUCCCAUGCCUUGGGGGAAAUUAGUCUGAUAAAAGUAAGACUGCUCCCAGUUCUCUUCCAGUGAAACCAGUUGCCUCUUACCUGAUUGAAAACGUCGAUUUUCCUCAACCAUCUGCUAAGUGUGAUGAAUGUAUCAUUCAUCACUGGUUCCCAGGAUUUACGCUCAUACUGGUCUUGAUCAGUUGGAAGAGGGAUUCCUCUCCUUUCGUAGACAGUUCGCACACCAGCCUUUAUUUCAUUCUGCUUUCUGCAGACUUGAGGUAUACACAAUUUUGUCCUAAUACUAUCACGCAUAUGUAACUCUGCUGUGGAACCUGGAUCACAAAGCAAUACUACAUUCUUAUGCUACGGUUUCGAGGCGCUCAGAGAGGGGCACAAAAUACCCUGUGUUUAGUAAUACUGGACCCUUUUUGUGUUUGUUGCGAUUGGAUCUCCCGUGCGCCCUGUCUCUGCUGAUGAGACCGCAACUUGAAAUUCGGUAUAAGCAUGCAAAGGUCUACGGAACCGCUGCAGUGUUUUUAGCCUGACGUCAGAGAAGAGCACGAGAAACACACCGGAUAUUGGGUCAGGAUUAAGAGUUUUUGCUAAUAUACACUUUAAAUCUCUAUAUAUACUUUGUUGGCAGAAUGACUAUGGCUGGUUUUUUUGCUAGGUACAUAUGUUCUCUUUUUCUUUUCCAGAAUCAUGGAGCAUUGGCAGUGGUUCAUUCCGUGUUAUGGAGCAUUGUGUAUUAUUUUUGUCUACCUGGACUACAAGACAAAGUCAAAGAUCGUAAAACUUACCUUGAAGUGCUCUCCACUGCUAAUGUUGAUGUUGGCUGUUACGAAGAACUUAAUAGUUUCUAGUGCUUCUACUUCACCGUCUGCACCUGGCUCUACUAAUAAAUUAUACCAGCUUUUUUGGGGUUUGCUUUUUUCUGUGUUUGGAGAUGCUUAUCUUGUUUUCUCGAACACUUUUCUUCUUGGCGUUGUUUCAUUUGCGAUUGCCCAAGGCAUCUAUGUUUCAAUGUUUGGAGGUGAAUUGGCACUUUUCCAAGGAGCUAGCAACAUUGAGAUGAUUAUUGGAAUUAUAGUGAUAUCAAUAUCAUGUACUGUAUACGUAUCAAUUGUUAGUCAUAUGAAGCCUCUCUUGGCUGUCCUUGCUGCUCUCUACUGUGUUCUGAUAUCAACGAUGCUGUGCACUGCUUUGAUACAAGCAUAUCGGUCUGCCACAUACCCUACCAUUGCAGGAGCUACUGGUGCUGCACUAUUUUACUUGUCGGAUAUGAUGCUGAGUGUAAACAAAUGGGGAGUGAAAUUUCUUUAUGCACAAGUGCUGAUUAUGACAACUUACUAUUGUGCUCAACUGUUCAUUGCAGCGUCUGUUCUUGUUGUCACUUAAUUGACUGGCAAGUGUGUCUAGACAUAACAUGCACGUAUGUUUUAUCUGUCAGCUAGAGUUUCUUGCUUUAUUGUUAUUAUCUGCCCUC